ACUUUCCCACUGCCCGACAACCGAAAUGGCCACACCAGCUACCUCAAACGCCCUGAACGCUGCAUCCAGACUCGUCCGCUCGCACUCACGCAUCCUGUCAUGUCGCCUGUCCUGUCCACCUCGACCUCCCGCUGCCCUGCUCAACACCCGUCUCAAGCACUCGGAUACCACCUCUCCGCCACAUGAUCGCAAGCCUAUCAAGCGUCUCUCUCCUCGCUCGCAGAACACCACAACCUCUCUUCGUCGUGUCGCCCUCGAAGCACAGCGCUCUCGCGACUCUCUGAUUCGCCGCAGUGGGAAGCAUGGCUUCGUAGAUCCCGACAUUCACACCAACCAGGUCACGGCUUAUUGCGCUGCUGAGCAGUACGACAUUCCCACUGCCACCCGUGUGCUCAAACAAGAGGGUUACUGUCUUGAUCCUUGGAACACUGCCUUGUACCCUCAAGUCAUUCAUUUCCAGACUCCCGACUACUCCACUACCGACGCCUCCGGUCAAGACUCUUCUGCCGCCCCGGGAGACGUCUUUGUCUUUCCUUCGGGCACGCUUGUCUGCUGGAAUGUUCCCGAGCACGUCCAACUGAACCUAUUGCAUCGCCUUCUUCUUCCCGCCGCCGAGAGUCCCCAUCUCGACCGUAUCGAGAUUGAAGAUCUUGAAUACAUCCAAGACUCGUCUCACCAUACCAGCGAAAUCAUUGGAGAUACAAUCAUCCUCGGUACAAAGCCUUCCUCGACCGAAUCCUCCACUGAAGCUGCGACCCCUCUUCCUUCGUCAGAUGUCGACACAGUCUUGGCCAAGAUCGCCUUCUCCUCAGGCCUGGCUCGCUCCACCAAACUUGCCGUACUCGAGGACCUCUUGUCUUCCUACUUUUCGAGUACCCGCUCUAUCCCCACCAUCUUGUCACGAGGCUCGCCGCUGCGCUUUUCAAGAUCCUUCAUCUUGCGCAAAACCGGCGAGCUUCUAUCCAUACGCGCACAGCUGAAUCUAUAUUCUGAACUUACUGACAGCUUGCCAGACAUCUUUUGGGACAGUCCCUCCUCUCUUGGCCUGAGUGCUUACUAUGAUGAGGUCGGACGUGCCUUGGAUGUUGGUGUGCGUAUCAAAGUUCUGAAUGAGAGGAUGGAUUAUGCCGGAGAGAUUGCCAGUGUGCUACGUGAAAGACUGAGCGAGAAGCAUUCUACAGGCUUGGAAUGGCUCAUCAUUUUUCUCAUUAGUAUCGAGGUUGGUUUCGAGCUGUGGCGCAUAUGGAGGGAGAGACAGGAGAGACUCGAUCCUGCAAGUACUGAAGCUCUGUUGAGACAUCUGUUGUUGCGUGACAUGCAUCAACAUGACUCCGUGACAUGUCCACGGUGAUUGUCCGAUCAUUUGCAACCAGAGUCACAUACAUUGCACGGCAAAGAAGAAGAAAUGUGUGAUGCAAAUCGCUGUGUUUGAUCAUAUGAAAAGCUGUCUCUAUGUGCUGCUGUCUUGUAAUAGGAGAUGGACUCCAUGCUGUCUGCGCUUGUGCGUUAACGAUGCUGUCUGCGUUCUUGCGAUAACCCUGCUGUCUGCAUUCUUGCGAUAACCCUGCUGUCUGCGUCCUUGCGCUAACCAUGCUCAGUGAGGCGAACAAAAGAAACAAAGCUCAAAAGCAACAGAGCCACACAAUCCUCAUCCCAUGACAACCGCCGAUGAUAACAAUGUUUCAUCUCAUCUCAAGUUCAAAACAUGAUCAGAGCUGCCACCAUGCACAAGGCAAGAG
Messenger RNA from Aureobasidium pullulans EXF-150, 1739 nucleotides. RefSeq names its product DUF155-domain-containing protein. The transcript has a single exon. The coding region runs from base 26 to 1351 and encodes 441 amino acids. Gene Ontology annotation, biological process: positive regulation of mitochondrial translation. Lineage: Eukaryota; Fungi; Ascomycota; Dothideomycetes; Dothideales; Saccotheciaceae. The record is from RefSeq and is a predicted model, not a curated record.